AUGCGCCUCCUCGCGUCCCUCGCCGCCCUUGCGGCCUGCACCGCGUCCUCCCUCGCCCUCGCAGCCUCCAUCACCCUCUCGGUGCCCUCCUCCCCGGCCCUGCCGAAUCCCUACACCCUUCCGCCCUCGACGCGCGCGACCCUCUCGGCACUGGGCGCCUCCUUCUCCGCCCCGCUGUCGGUCAAGAACACCUUUGUCUUUACCAACGUCACCGCGCCCGGGUCGUACUUGGUCGACAUCCACUGCGUGACGCACGCCUUCGCUCCCUUACGCCUAGACGUCGCCGCUGACGGCAGCCUGUCGGCGUGGGAGACGUACCGCGGCAACGACUGGGACAACCGCGGCGAGGUGUACACGGCCAAGGACUUCGAGGGCGGCGGCAAGGGCUUCGAAGUGCGGGUCCUGGGUGGAAAGAACUACUUCAUGGAGAGGAGCAAGUUCUCGGUGCUCGCCAUCCUCAAGAACCCGAUGAUCCUCCUCGGUCUCGUCAGCAUGGGUAUCUUCCUCGGCAUGCCCUACCUCGUCGAUAACAUGGACCCCGAAAUGCGCGCCGAGUUCGAGGAGCGCCAGAAGAGCAACCCCAUGAACAGUAUUCUCGGCGGCGGCGGCGGCGAUGCCGGCGCCAGCCCUAUGGGUAACUUUGAUAUGGCCGCCUUCUUGGCGGGCACCGGUAAGAAGGAAGAGUCGUCGGGUUCCGGGUCCUCAAACGGCGGCGGCAGCGGCGGCGGAAAGAAGGAGAAGGGCGUGCGGAGGUGA
Molecule: messenger RNA, 756 nt
Organism: Colletotrichum graminicola M1.001
Lineage: Eukaryota; Fungi; Ascomycota; Sordariomycetes; Glomerellales; Glomerellaceae
Exons: 3
Coding region: 1-756 (251 amino acids)
Cellular component (GO): EMC complex
Source: RefSeq, a predicted model, not a curated record